AUCUUUUUUAAAUUAAAUGCCUAAGGAAAUUCAGGAUGUUAAGGAGUUCCUCUCACUCAUGAAGGGUAGUGACGCAUAAGCUAAAGACUCCAAUAAGGAACCAAAAAAGAGUAGAAUUUAAAGUCAUUUUAAUAGAUCUCUACAUUAAAGAGUCAAAGAAGAUCACCAAAUUCAAGUUGAGAGGAAAGAAAUACCUCUUCACUUUCAAAACAGCUGAUAAGAAUAAGGCCUAAAAAAUUCAAUAAACACUCCCAUAAAGUAUUUAACCUAAUUCACAAUUACUUAGAUGUCAAUAAAAUAGUUAUUGGUGCAGGUGGAAAGAAACAAUAAACCAAAAAGAAGUAAAAGAAAUGAACGCUGAUUUAUUACAUAUUCAAGAGUACAUUAUCUAAGAGCAUUUAUU
This is a messenger RNA of Paramecium octaurelia, 403 nucleotides long. The record is from the annotation of a GenBank genome assembly. NCBI's taxonomy places the organism in Eukaryota, Ciliophora, Oligohymenophorea, Peniculida, Parameciidae.